AUGGACGCCAUACCUCCUUCAUACGAGCAUGCCAUCAUGAAAGAUGCUCUGGCCAUAAUAGCAGAUUACAUCCCCUCGGCCGAUCUGUGCUCAGCCUCGCUGGUGAGUCGACGAUGGCAUGCAAUAUUCAAUCCACAUCUUUGGGGUGACCCAGCAUCACAUUUCGGCACCCAGAAUGAUGCCGUUUACGUUGCGUUGACCCGGUUCAAACGAACCCUACCGCAUGCACGACCUGAAGUUCGCAAUUUGACUCAUACACUGCACCUACCGCCGGCGUUGUCCGAGAUAUAUGGUGGACCACGCGCGCCGUGGCUCAAAGAUCUACUGGACUAUCUGCCCCGUCUGCAGUCUUUGAUAGUAUCAAAACUGCCCUUUUUUGAUCAUAAUGCGACUAUCAGUCUCAAGGUUCCUUCAGACCCCGAACAGACACAAGCCUAUCGUCCAUACAACCUUCGAUUACUUCUAGCGGAAGGAGAGCCGAACACGACAUCCAUUGGAAUUGCGACUGCUCUUUCUCGGUUUCCUGCAUUGGUGUAUUUGGAUUUGUCCCGCACAUCACCUGCUAGAGACAGGCUUGUGUUAUCUGUUCUGAGCGAGCUACCAGACUUGCGAGUAUUAAAACUACGAGGAAUAGGCUUGAAAGAUACUGAUGCCGAGUUUUUGGCAAAUGCAAUCGGGACUCGCGUUCGAUUACUAGAUCUCCGGAACAAUGUGCUGACAGAUAGGAGCGUGAGGUCACUCCUGCAGGCUUGCUUCGCGCCGAAAGGGACAACUGAGGCGACUAGCAAUGCGGACGAAUACCACCCGACCCAUGCUCCAGUCUUGCUGCAAAAUCCUGGCCUGGACAUAGACUUUCUCGAUCUUCUCACACGCCCUCUUACAGGUCGUUCUAUAUUCGAGAAUUUGCCAAAGUCUGGAAUUACUCAUCUGUAUAUCUCGGACAAUCGGCUCACAGUCGAAGGUGUUGCGGCUUUGCUCGCGUCCAAGAGACUCCAUCUUCUUGACGCUGGGAGUGUAGACACUGCUCAGACUCUGAAAGAUGACCAGCCUCUCCUUUCUCCACCUGGUACCAAAACUGAUUUCAAUACAGUACCAGGAGCCGAGAAGCUAGUCCCUAUACUUGGUGCAUACGCCAAAGACGGAUUGACAUACCUCAGAGUGAACCAUGCAAUCGUUACCAAAGAUGCUCCAGCCACGAGCGAGGCUUCUAUAACCGAGCUCCUACCUGAGUUGCCGGCUGAGGAGUCGAACAUUCAUCACUAUCACGCUGAGCUGGAUACCGCACACGAGAUAUACGAAAUGCCUGCUGAAGAUGUCCCUUUAUUUGAAUUGGAAGACACUUCGAUACCAUCUUCUUCAUUAACUCGUCCCGAGUUAGUAGCUAAAAGUAAUCAAUACCCCGAUGAACCUUUGCUUCCGCGCCGUGGCUCAGCUUUUGCUGCUGAAGUGGCAAUCCCCGAGCUCCCUGCGGAUGAAGAUUUGCUGGAAGAUUAUCACACCCGAAAUGAAGGAGGUAGUAUAUCAACCCAACGCAGCCGAAAAAUCAAAGAGCUUCUAGCUAAACGGCCAAAGACUGAAGUACUGACCCUACGGCAUGGAAAGAAUCGCACAACGUUUCCCUACCUGCAUCCAUCUCAUAUUCGCCAUGUCCAGACCCUAAUACUCACCGAUGUGCCCUCUCACGUCUCAUCGAGCUCCCCUAUUCUAUCUUCACUGACCCGCUUCAUAACCGCAUGUUCAGAUGAAAUGCUCCUCGCAAAGCUCCAAGCACGAGCAGACUACUCCUUCCCGCCAGGCCGCGACCGCGCAAAGGCUGAGCAACAACACGCCAGAUCUUUGUUUGCGCUUGAAUGUCUAGUUCUGGAGAUAACACCAUCAGUGAAAAGAAACGUAGAUCCCCCGAGAGCUCUAAGUCCCUGGAAACCACAUCAAAAUGGCCAAAUCAGCUGGAAGUCGACGACAGGGGAUUCUGAUUCUGAGCGUCUCUGGUCCGCUGCCACAAACGACUUUAGCUUCUUUGGGAACGAGGAGUGCGGAGUUCCUGAGCCGCAUGAGGAAAUUGCGACAAACAUACUAAAUGAAAGGGUCCGUCUCGUCUCUGACGAUGACUCGAUUCACUCCGGCGUCUCGGAGCUAGAAGGCUCAGACUCCUCGAAUCUCAGGCGACAGCAGCCGAUACCUCGAUCCUCAGUCCAAGACGAGCCUGAGAUCGACCUCGUCUCUGCAUUGGCAUCGUUCAGACGGACUAAGAAGAAAGAAUUCGAGGACCUCAAGCAGGCUAGUCGUCGCCAUUCUACCUCGGCGUCCUCGCCUUGCCCGUCACCAUUUGAUAGUCAACCUGCGCAUUAUGCUCUUCCGUUACAUACAGAAGGAUAUUGGCCGGGGGAAGUAAAAGUGAUACGUAACCCGACGCCUAAAGGGAGGAGCGGAGUGGUUGAUAUCUAUGGAAAUUAUUUUGAGAAGGGGUAUUUGUAUCCAUAA
Molecule: messenger RNA, 2481 nt
Organism: Talaromyces amestolkiae
Lineage: Eukaryota; Fungi; Ascomycota; Eurotiomycetes; Eurotiales; Trichocomaceae
Exons: 1
Coding region: 1-2481 (826 amino acids)
Molecular function (GO): protein binding
Source: RefSeq, a predicted model, not a curated record